ACACUUAGCCGAGCCACAUCAGAGGUGACGGCGCAUGACGGGAUCGGGGAGGAGGAAUUGUUGAGAUAAUUGUUAAUUGAUUGUGUAUUCUAAAUGAAAUUGCAGUGCUCAUUGUAGGGAUUAUAUUGCAGUGCUUAUAAAGAGGCUAUCAAUUAUGGAUAAAGUGCAAUUCAAUACACAGAUGGUCAACAUGAGGAAGACGGUGAAAAGGGCAAAAGUGCAGCUUAUUCACCAUUUAACACGCCAAAUCAUAGUCAUCAGAAAAAAGAAAGGUUCUGGGAAGCAGCUUGUAAAGAAUGAACGGCGAGCAGGACGGUUGGUGAAAGAGAUUGAAGUAAUCAAAGAUCUUGCUUGCGAUGAGGUUACCAUGACUGCCAUCAUUAAUAAAAAGACUCUUCAGGCUGUGUUGGAUAAUGCCAAUUCCACAGCAGAGGAACGUGGUACAGCCCGUCUCAUCCACCAUAAGCUGAUUUCCCAGCAAGUUUCUACCUUCAGAGAUCUUGUCACAGAUGAUCUACUGGAAAUUGGGAAGAAAAAAGAAAAACUGAUCAGUAGAACCAAAGAAGGAGUAAGAAAAGGAAAGAGAAGAGGCUCCGAAUCAUCAAAUGAGGAGGAAGAGGACGAGUCUUCAGAAGAAGGGAGCGAAGAAAGCGACGAUGACAGUGGUGAAGAGAAGGACAAUUCUCUAUUCCAAGCGAUGGAUUCAGGAAGAUUGACAAGUAUGGAGUCAACAAGUCUGUCGGAACAGAAUCAGCGAUUGAGAGAACAGAUGGAAAGCAGGCAUAAAAAACCUAGAUUCUUUGUGGAAACUCAAAGCAAGAAGGACAGAAUACAGGGAGGGAGUGAUGGUCAGGAAGAGGAUAGUGAUGUUGAUGAUGAAGAGGACGACGAUGAGGGGAGUAUGGAAGACAUGGAUGAUGACAUUGACGAGAUGGGGGAAAACUUCAACUCUGAGUUUAGGGAACUCUCCGCAGAAUUUCAGAAAGGGAGGAACAGUGGGCAGGUGGAGAAGGAUAGGAAGAAACUGAAAGGCUUGGAUUCUUUGUUUGUGGGGAAAUUAUCUGGUAAGGGCCAUGAAUCUGCAGAGACCACCACCAAAGGAAGGAAGAAUCGACCUGGGCAGAAAGAAAGACACAAGAUCAACAUCAAGAAACAGCUUGAUGUUUUAAGGAGACCUUCCAAGAAAGAGCCGAGAGAGGGCAGCAGACAGGUUGCACUUGUGGAUCUACCUAGUCUUGAUAUGAGAGAGAAAGCACAACCGAAGAGGAAGGUGAUUCCAGGCAUCAAUGCUCCGUUUGAGAAGCCCAAAACUGAAGAUUCAUCAAACGAGAGGCCGCUGCCGUCCCAGCGCCAGAUGACCUACCCUUCGUCUAGGAGAGGAAGGGGAGGAGGAGCUGCAAGGGGAGGUGGAAGAGGAGGAGCUGGAGGAGGAAAACCACUCAUGAGGGCUCCUGCACAAGCUCCAGAGAUCCUGCAUCCAUCCUGGGAGGCCAAAAAGAAGAAGAAGGAGCAGGAGUCCAAGAUCUUGCCUUUUGCUGGGAAGAAGAUAAUAUUCGAUGACUGAAGGUGUCUCUCAAAUUGGCCGUGCGAUCUGUGAUGUCACACAUGUUAAACUUUCCCCUUUGGACAAUGAGAUAUUACCCUAAAAUAUCUCUCUUUACUCGCUCACGAUAUCAUGUUGUGAUAUCUCUAUUUAAUACAUGUCCUGUUAUAAAAAAAAGAAUAUAUGAUCUUGUGAUGGACUUUACAAAAGAGCAUCAUAAGGUUGCAUUGCCAAUGGAGGAUCUUCAUAGCAUUUGGAUCUCAAUAUUUAAAUGCUCAUAAUUUGUUAUUCAUUUAAUCUUCCUCAAACUUGCAUUGAUUUUCUCUGUGAUAUGAAAUUGAUUUUGAUUGGUUUGAAGUAACAGGGGUUCUUCCCUAAAAACAAAAGAAUGAAUGAAGCCAAUAAGGGGGGGGGGGGGGGCACUUCCAUUGACGAGUGGAUACCAUGCUGCGCGACCAUGGGGUCUUGAAAAGCACCCUAAACAAGUAUUUUCUAUAUUCUGAAAAUGCACCCCUUAACAAGUAUUGGCAUGUGAAACCCUACCCUUAACAAUUAUUGGAAGCAAAAUUAUACUAUACCCUUGGCAAGUAUUCUCUGAAGUGAACCCCUAAACAAGUACAGCGAUAUUAAGUUGUAUGUCACGGGUCAUCGGUUUUACCUUUACCUACACAGACAUUGGGUUUUGGUACGGCCACACCUCUCGCAAAUGAGACUCUAAACACGUAGUGUUGACUGUUGAGGCAAAAAGUACGUCCUUUAUAAAAACAAUUUUUUUUUAUACGCUCUCAAAUUUGACCCUAAAUAUGUAGCUCUCCGAGCGAAAUAGAUACCCUUUUUUCAUUAUUUUAGUGUUUUUGGCACCCUUCUUACGUUACGUACGUAACAUGCUCUAUCUUGAAAAAGACAUCCUUUUUCCUUUUUUUUUUUGGUCGCGCAUGGUAUCCACUCGUCAAUGCAAGAGGCCCCUGGGUUCUGGGGCCCAAUACAUUAAUUCUAAUCUGAACAGUCUUUUUAAUAUUGACAUUGUCUAUUUUUGUGAUGUUCAUGUAAAAUACAAAUGAUUUAACAUUUCUUCCAAGUCAA
Lytechinus pictus (painted urchin) is the source of this 2626-nucleotide messenger RNA. RefSeq names its product serum response factor-binding protein 1-like. NCBI's taxonomy places the organism in Eukaryota, Metazoa, Echinodermata, Echinoidea, Temnopleuroida, Toxopneustidae. Gene Ontology annotation, biological process: maturation of SSU-rRNA. The coding region runs from base 155 to 1564 and encodes 469 amino acids. The transcript has 7 exons. Gene Ontology annotation, cellular component: 90S preribosome; nucleus. The record is from RefSeq and is a predicted model, not a curated record.